UUGUUGACAGAGUAAAUAAAAAAAAGACGCCCCUGUAACAGGGCUUGAAAAAAAAAUCAUACAAAACCAAGAGACAGAAAAAGAAAAAGAAGAACAAGAACAAAAAAGGAAGAAGAAUGAGUUCUGGAGUAAUAUCUGAAUAUGGCAGCUUCUGUCUACAGCUAAAACCCCAUCAACCACUCUCAACAACAAGUAGAAACCCAUCAUCUAAUUUUGUUUUCUUCAAAACCUAUUAUUCAAAGCCAAAUCUAUUGCUUGAAAACCAUGGUUUCAAGACAAAAGCCACCAUUAAUGAACAGAAUUUCUUGUUGUCAGAAGAUGAUUUGAGUUUUUAUCAACUAUUGGGUAUUCCAGAAGGUGUAAGUUUUGUUGAAAUUAAACAAGCUUAUAAACAAUUAGCAAGAAAGUAUCAUCCAGAUGUUUCACCACCAGAUCGUACAGAAGAGUAUACAAGAAGAUUUAUUCAGGUUACAGAAGCUUAUGAGAUAUUGUCUGAUCCAACUAGGAGAGCCAUGUAUGAUAAGGAUUUGGCUAGAGGUUUACAUCUUGCUUUCUCUGCUCGAAAACGAUAUAAUAAUCCGAAUUACCACCAAAAUGAUGAGGGAUUGGAUAACAGAGGUGACUGGAAAAACCGUUGGCAAUCUCAGUUAACAGGAUUAAAGAGGAAAAACAUGAACCAGGCUUCAGGAGAAAAAAUGUCAUGGGCUGCUCGAAUGCGCAAGCUAAGAAAUCAACCAUCAGGAGAAUGAUAAGUACUUAAUUUUCUUCUCGUGUUUGUGUAUAUUUUUCCGCUUUAGUUGGAUUAGAAGAAAUUGAAUUUGAAAUACGUAAACAAAUCUCUUUUUCAUUCUUCCCAACCCAUAUGUAAUUAGAAUCAACGAAUUGUACAUAACUAGAAUAAAUGUGUCUGUUAUAUGUUUACAUCUUUUUUUUAUUUAAAUGUCGAGCCGAGUUUUUCAUUUCCUGAAUGUGAUCUGAACUGAGUGUCAUCUGUUGUUCUUGAACGCAUUGAUGUUGAAACUGAUAGAUAUGGUUUGUAAGAA
Molecule: messenger RNA, 1043 nt
Organism: Papaver somniferum (opium poppy)
Lineage: Eukaryota; Viridiplantae; Streptophyta; Magnoliopsida; Ranunculales; Papaveraceae
Product: chaperone protein dnaJ 20, chloroplastic-like
Exons: 2
Coding region: 117-749 (210 amino acids)
Cellular component (GO): chloroplast
Source: RefSeq, a predicted model, not a curated record